Messenger RNA from Mobula hypostoma (lesser devil ray), 625 nucleotides. RefSeq names its product calmodulin regulator protein PCP4-like. The record is from RefSeq and is a predicted model, not a curated record. NCBI's taxonomy places the organism in Eukaryota, Metazoa, Chordata, Chondrichthyes, Myliobatiformes, Myliobatidae. Gene Ontology annotation, cellular component: cytoplasm. The coding region runs from base 157 to 426 and encodes 89 amino acids. Gene Ontology annotation, molecular function: calmodulin binding; calcium ion binding. The transcript has 4 exons.
UUAAAAGGAUCUUCUCACAGAGAUCGGCAGCGCAGAGAGCUGAGUGCUGAGUUCCUGAUACCAGCAGAGCGUGAACCUGAGCCACCCCGAAGAGAGAGAGAGAGAGCAACCAAAUUAAAAAAAAAACACCCACAGAGAGACAUUGGCAGUCUAACCAUGAGCGAGAGGAAAAACACUGGAGCAAAGUAUGGAAAAGAGAAGGCAUCAGAUGGCAAAGACAUUUGGAUACAUCAGAAAGUGCAGAGGUCCCAAAAUGGAUCACUGUGGAACAGGACUGCUCACCCAACACUAGAUGUGGCCAGAGCUUCAAAGGAGGACACCGAGGAGUUUGACAUUGACCUGGACGCCCCUGAGACAGAGAAGGCUGCUGUCGCUAUACAGAGCCAGUUCAGGAAAUUUCAGAAGAAGAAACAGGAUCCUUCUUAGGAUUUCUGCUGGGUGCUGCGAGGCAGCACGUGAACAGACAACUCCCUCAAAGCUUUCUUCUGUGGGUGCAUGCAGUAAAUAAAAACUCUGCAGUAUCUGUGUGUCUUGAAUAUAUACCCUAAAAAUGCCUCUGUAAUACUCCCCUUAGUUGUUCCCUUGUAACCUAUUCACAUAUUAAUAAAAUUAGUAUUGUACCCAA